CUUAAUUUUUUUUAUGGCGGGAUCCUCGAGAUAUUCCCAUUAAUUUCUUCAACCGAAAAUAAAGGAAGAUGUAUUAUGGCAUAAAUUGGUCCAGAGAUCAGAUGUGUGUGAGAGAGAGAGAAAGAGGAUAGAAUAUUUUCACACGUGAGAGUUAUACAGCUUGAGUUGAUAGUUUUCUUAUGGAGACUCUCAUAUGACUAUAUAACUGCGAUGGAGGAUAUUCAGAAACCCUAACCCUUGAGUUAAGCUCUGGAAACCAAACCCCACAAUCAUAUAUUCGACAGCUAUAGCAAAGAAUCAACAAGAAGGAUUUGGAGGACCAAAUUCAUCAAGAGCAUUCAUGGAAAUUAUGUCGGCGAAAUGGUUAUCCAACCUGGAAAUGGUUGAUUACAACAAUCUUCAGUCAUACCUGAGCUCAGGCAAUAAUGAUCCCCAUUCCAUGAGGCUGAACAUGGAAAACAUCCAGCAGCAGCAUUUAUUCUCGCAGAAAACCCUAGCCACUUGCAGCGCUUCAUCGAAUGAAGGCUCACGAACAGACUGCUUUGGGAGGCCUGCGAAGCAGUUGAAGACCGAUAACAGCUGGUCUUCCGGUACAACCGCUGAUCAGCAGCAACUCUCUCCUAACCCUAGCCCUAGGCCAUCUCACUCCUCAGCCUCAUCCUCGCACAUCCUGACCUUCGGUUCCACAAGUUUGGUUCCAAAGGACGAGGCCGUUUCUCAAGGGUAUAUGCACUUUGUAUCCCUUGGCACUGAGAGUACUGUUUAUGGGGAGCAGAAAUUUGCUCCAACGAGCGUAGGUAAUGUCCAAGGGACCAAGAGAGCUUACCCCACAACAAGGAGUCCAUCGAGCGCUCAAGACCACAUAAUGGCCGAACGGAAGAGGAGGGAGAAGCUUAGUCAGCGGUUCGUCGCCCUCUCAGCCAUUGUUCCCGGCCUCAAGAAGAUGGAUAAAGCCUCAGUGCUUGGAGAUGCCAUCAAAUACUUGAAACUGCUGCAAGAACGCGUUAAAGUCCUAGAGGAGCAAACGAAGAAGAGAACUAUGGAGUCUGCAGUUCUCGUGAAGAGGAGUCAGGUUUCCUCAGAAGAUGAUAGCUCGUCUUGUAAUAAGAACUCUGACGGUCAGUUAGACCACAUGUUGCCAGAAAUUGAGGCUCGAGUUUCCGACAAGGAUGUCCUUAUUCGGAUUCAUGUCGAGGAAUGUAAAGGAUUCGUACAUAAAAUCAUGAGCGAAAUAGAAAAUCUUCACCUUUGUAUCGUCAAUAGCAGUGCCGUGCCAUUUGGGACUUCCAAUCUAGAUAUUACAAUCAUCGCUAAGAUGGAAGAUGAAUUCUGCAUCACAGCAAAGGAUCUGGUCAGGAAAUUACGAGCUGCGUCUAUGAAGUUCUUUAAAGAUGCUUGACUUGUAGACUCAGUACCAUGCACCAUAUACAGCAUGUUUUCGCUUUGAGGGGACAUU
Molecule: messenger RNA, 1456 nt
Organism: Punica granatum (pomegranate)
Lineage: Eukaryota; Viridiplantae; Streptophyta; Magnoliopsida; Myrtales; Lythraceae
Source: RefSeq, a predicted model, not a curated record